Molecule: messenger RNA, 1365 nt
Organism: Brassicogethes aeneus
Lineage: Eukaryota; Metazoa; Arthropoda; Insecta; Coleoptera; Nitidulidae
Source: the annotation of a GenBank genome assembly
AUGACAGACCGUGUUCUAGAAACGCCUAACCCAAAUCCUCCAGCGCAAAAAGAAGGCACGAUCGCAACCAUAAAAUCCUUAUCGAGCUUCGAGCCUCAACUAAACCGAAGCUUCUUCAGCAUCUUGACAAACAACACCCGUAACAUCCCCACUGGGUAUGGUAGUUUGCCGGUGAAAAUUCUGAAAAACAUUUUCAAACAUUUCGACGAAGAUGAGCUGAUAAAAGUGAUCAGUCCUGUUUGUCAGAGGUGGAGGUACGCGGCCUUGCAACCAGAGUUGUGGAAAACGUUGAAAGUGGUCGGGAAAUCCAUCCCCACCACCAAAAUAUGCGACCGAAUAUGGAUGUUUUCCAAGCUUGAACACGUAGAUAUAAAGAACAUAUCGGACCCAUCCACAGUUCUAAGGCAAAUCAGCAGAAAUUUGCGACAAUUAAAAUCUUUAAAGUUACGAAAUUUGGCGAUAAAAGAAGAAAGUCUAAGGAGAGUCAUCAUAUCUUGCACGAAGUUGCAAAAUUUGGACCUCAAAGGCUGCGAUUUUCGCGCCACCAGAUUUUUCGAGGAACUUAGCUACCUAAAAAACCUCAAAAGCAUCAACUUCGGAGGCAACUCCUAUCUAAGCCUGCAAAAUCUAGUUUCUGCAGCUGUAAAUUGCAAGAGUUUGGAAGAAUUUCAUCUGGCUGUGUUCGAUCCCCUGGAGGAAAGACAAGUUUUAAGGGACGAAGAUUGCACGUUUUUGCUCGCAACAUUUUCCAAAGUGAAAAGGAUUUCCCUGGAUGCUGUGUAUUUAUCCAACGUAACCUAUCAGUUACUUCUAAAUUGCAAGGAGUUAGAGUAUCUUGGGUUCUAUGGUGCUCAAAACAUAACCUCAGAAAUAUUCAGAAGAACUAGAGAAAUAAUGCCGAACUUGGAAGCUUUAAAAAUCAGAUUUCCUUAUGAAGUUAGAACUGAAGACGUUGCUUACAUUUUUUCUGAUCAUUCACUUCCAAAAUUACGAGAACUGGAUUUGACAGGCUCAAAAAUCGACGAUGCAGGCAUUUUAGAAAUAUCAAAAUCAUGCCCAAAUGUGAGCAAAUUAAUACUGAGAAGUUGUAAAAAAGUAACCGAUAUAAACGCAGUAUUAAAUUCAUGUACCAACUUGGCAAUGUUAAAUGUUGCGUUCUGUGAUCAACUAAUGCUGAAUUUUGAUGUACCGUAUGGUUUGAAGGCUUUAUUUUUGGGUAAAGAUGAAAAAUGUUUGGAAUUUGCGGAAAACCUUUUGGAAAUCAGACCAAAAUUGUCCACGAAAAUUUGCAGUUCAGAAUACAACAAGAAAUUUACUUCGUAUAAAGUUAUGAAGAGUAGUGAAGCUGAUUUGACUGUUGAAUGA